Molecule: messenger RNA, 2697 nt
Organism: Oreochromis niloticus (Nile tilapia)
Lineage: Eukaryota; Metazoa; Chordata; Actinopteri; Cichliformes; Cichlidae
Gene: ppp2r2ab
Product: protein phosphatase 2, regulatory subunit B, alpha b
Cellular component (GO): protein phosphatase type 2A complex
Molecular function (GO): protein binding; protein phosphatase regulator activity
Source: RefSeq, a predicted model, not a curated record
AGAAUACGUUUACACCCUCUUCAUCCAGAUGUGAGUACGCGCGUGCCCGUGCAUCUGCUUUGCUGUGUGCGCGCGCAUUAUAAAGACCUUUUAGUUCACGUGCGGAAGAGACUGUAGUGCGGGGUGGGGAAGAAAUGACUUGUGGGAUGCGAAGUAGCCGGCGGCAAGAGAGGCAGAGGAGGCUGAUUGACACACAGAGAGAAACGUCAGGGAGCGGAGCGGGAAAUAAAAGAGGGAGAGUUAUAAAACAUCCAGCGUUACGGUUAAUUUAAAGCCUUGCAGACAUUUCGAUCUGCGCACACGAACAGCGGAUACCGAGCGGAAGAAAAAAAAAGUUCAGAUCCCACGAAUCAGCGCGUGGGAGUGGGAAGCAGGAUCGCAGUGUGGUGAUGACCGGCUCAUAUAACAACUUCUUCAGGAUGUUCGAUCGCGGCCACAGGCGGGAUGUGACAUUGGAGGCGUCCCGUGAAAACAGCAAGCCCAUGCAGGUCCUGAAGCCCCGCAAGGUGUGCACAGGCGGCAAACGCAAAAAGGAUGAAAUCAGCGUGGAUAGUUUGGACUUCAAUAAGAAGAUCCUGCACACUGCCUGGCAUCCCCAGGACAACAUCAUUGCGGUGGCAACGACCAACAACCUCUACAUAUUCCAGGAUAAAGUGAACUAAUUGCAGGGUGAGCUUGUCACAUCUGGCGCGGGUGAUGUCAUUUGUAACCACCCGCAGCCUCACAGCCUCAUCCAGGGCGAUCUGUGGUGGUAAUGCCGACAACCAGCAUCCCUGUCCGGCCCUACUGGGUGACCAGACUUUGCCACUAGAUGUGGACAGAGAUGACUUGCUCUUGCCCAUCAUCAGUCUGUCUGUGGCAGAGUGAUGCCUGCCUUGUUGUUAAGUGAUGUUGUGCCAAUUUCUUUCUCUUCAUCAUAUUUUUUUUUUUUUUUUGCCAACCCGCCUGCCCUUUACUUUUCUAGUGUGGGUAAAACAAGUUUAAUUUCCUUAAAAUUCUGAAUACAGACACACUUAUUUUUAUAAAUACCCCCCCAUCCCCUAAAAUGGUAGAAAAUGAAAAACACCUAGUUUGUCCCAUGAUUAUCCUGUGCCAUUGUAUUGUUUAUUUUUCUAAGAAAAGUUUGACCUUUGUUGCAUGUACACCUUCUUUUUUUUUUUACCUUCCACUAAUUCAUCAGUUCUGCUGUCUGUUCUUGUUGAGUGUCUUCACAUUUCCUGUUUUUCAUUAAACCAUACAUUCUUCACAACUUGCUGCUCAUCCUGGACACAUCCAGGAUUUUGAGAAGUACAGUGUUUUUUGCUUGUGGUUUGUUUUUGUUUUUGUUUUUUGUUUUUUUGUGGUCCGCUCAGAUUUGGUCCAGUGAGGCUUUUGUCUUGCUUGAUGUUUCUGUCACUGUGCCUCAGGCUGUGGUUGGCCAAACGGGCCCAGAUUCAAUAAGAGCUGCUUCUUUGUUUUUGUUUUUGUUUUGUUUUUUCCCCUUGGGUGUGUGUGUGGGUGUGUGUGUCUUGUGAUAUCUUUGUGCAUCGGCUCCUCUUCCUCCUAUUUUUUUUUUUUUUUUUUUUUUUUUUCUUGUCUUCAAUAAUAGUCAGGUAUCAGAGAAGGCCUAUUCAAAGAUAAUUAUGAUGGUCAUAUUUAUAUUAAAAAGGUUAAAGAGUCAACAGGUUUGUUCUGUCCUGUUUUGUGAGAUGAAGCCUGACCUUAAACUCCUAUUUUAUAUUUUGUUUUGGUUUUUUUUGAGGGGUGGGAUUUUUACCUUUUGCCCCCUCCCCCCCCUUCAUCCUGUACCACAGCAUUCAGUUCAAGCUGCACUUCACAACAGGGAAGAACAUCUGAUUUGACACUGGACUUUGUUGCUGCACCAACUCAAGUACUUGGAUGUCUGUGAUGUGAGACUGAAAUUUAAAAAAAAAAGAAAAAAAGAAAACAUUAUUUGAGGCAUUACAGUGUUUAAACUACUGCAGACCUAACUGAUACUGUAACCAUGAUGGUGCAAUGAGCCUCACAGAAGAUCUGCAGCACUUGGAUGUCUCCACACCCUAUUUAAAAAGUGGACAGUUAAGAGUAUAUUGAUGCCUCUAGUAAUGUAUAACUGCAAUUUUAAUCAAUGACAGUGGGGAAAAAAAAUAAAGGAACUACUUUUUGCAUCCUUGUGAAUGCCUGGUUGUUGGUGGGAUCGCAUCACUGCUCAACUGAUCUUAUGCAAAGUGUUACAGCUGGGUUAUCACAGAGCAUUGUUGUUGACAUCAUUAAACUCCUUCAGCUGGUAAGGGGACUUCUUUUUUUUCAGCUGUUGCCCCAACAAUCACCGUGCAAGACGUACGUGCAGUUGCGAUUAAGGGAUUACUUGAUGGACAUGAUAAAAUUCAGCCGCUGAAAGUUUAUUGAAAUCAGCUGAUAGGGUGUCCACUUGCUGAAAGCUGGUAAUAAGCAUUCAUCUGGCUCGUGGCUUGACCGCGUGUGUACGUGGGGGCAUACACGUCCCGUCCUGCAUGGCAAACUCAGAGCCCGCUGUGACGUCAUCACCCAGCUUCCCGGAGAGAGGGAGGGAGCGAAGGCGUGAGCGGGCUCGUGGGGAGACUGGCUGCUUCCAGACCAGCUAACGCUCGAAAACAAGCGACAGCUGUGCUGUAGCUUAGCUAGCUGCUGCCCCCUCAACCCCCAUCUUAAAGAUAAAAAACACAAGAAAAAAAAAAA